Messenger RNA from Aspergillus fijiensis CBS 313.89, 3035 nucleotides. RefSeq lists its product as uncharacterized. Gene Ontology annotation, biological process: protein K48-linked deubiquitination. Lineage: Eukaryota; Fungi; Ascomycota; Eurotiomycetes; Eurotiales; Aspergillaceae. Gene Ontology annotation, molecular function: cysteine-type carboxypeptidase activity; cysteine-type deubiquitinase activity; K48-linked deubiquitinase activity. Gene Ontology annotation, cellular component: cytosol; cell periphery. The record is from RefSeq and is a predicted model, not a curated record. The transcript has 3 exons. The coding region runs from base 239 to 2854 and encodes 871 amino acids.
UUUCCCCUUCCAUCAUCCAUCUAUCCAUUCAUUCAUGCAUCGAAGGUGUCUGACUGCACCUGUCGUUUCUUUGUCACCAACUCAACUAAAGUUCACUGGCCUCUCACUUCUGCCCAUACUCAUUCUGCCUGUAAUCCUAUUGGCCCCCAAGCUUGUCCAACGUUUCAUCGAUUGACGCCCGUGAGCUCGGUUGGUCCCCCCACCCCCCCAAAGAUCUGGACGGCAAGAACCCGCCUUCAUGGUCCUGCGAAAACGAGCUCCGCCACGUCUCCAAAGUCUCGGCCAAGCCUACGAUUCUGCAGACCCUCGCCAUCUGUCGUCCAAAUCCUCACCAACCUCCAAGUCAUUGUCGUCGUCGUCCCCAAAGCGUCUUACCCGCCCUCGAAGGGCUCAAAGCACCCCCCAACCUCAGCGGGCCGCUUCCCCCGACUCCAUCUUCUAUCCCGACCUCAACACUUCACCGGCAUUUGACCUGAUGCCUCUAGAACAGGCGCAGAAGUCUCCAACCAGGGCCUCUCCCGGUGAUGCCACGAAUGCAUGGGCGGACGAGCUCGUGGAGAGGUUCAACCUUGGCUCGCAUGAGUCCUCCGGUCUAGCGCAACCUGCGCCAACCGUGCCCGCUGUGAAUGGUGCGCAGGCAACAGGAAAUAGUAGGGUCGCCCGUGUACCGACAGUCUUGACUCCCGGAGCUCAUGGAAGGCCCCAUACAAACGAGUGGCAGCAACCACAACAUCAAAAUGCUGGGAAUGGCUCUGAAUGGGAUCCGCACUCGGGCCAGCAUUCUUCUAUGCCGCUGCAGUCCAAUAACCCAUUCCUCAAGCCAAGAAUGCCUUCCGGGGCGAACCCGUGGGAAGAUCCCCAGUCCCGUGCUUCAUAUGGUGAAACAUCAUCGAUCUCCCAGGACGGGGCAAGUGUCCGCUUAGGUCAAGACGAAGGCUAUAUCCCGAUGACCGCACGCUUGUCGCUCUUGGAACAGCCUGACGAGGCGUCCCCGUGGGCUGACGAACAUACUAACACUGCCACGCAACCCACGCCACAUUCGCAAGUCGAGCCUGCUCAGCAUUUGCAUGAGCCAGGCAGACUUUCGCCAGAUAGGAGCAUAAGUACCCCGGCAUCUUUAGAUACCAAUGCUACGGGCUCAUCUCAUGUUCUUAUCGACUUGAACGAUGCUCCUCCUUCGCAGAUUGGAGAAUCCAGUCGAUUAGGUCCCACGGAAUAUGGAAUCAUGAACUCAUCUCCCAAUAUGUCUCAGCCACAAAAGCGUCUUUCAGGACCACCUUUACCGGAACGACCGAAAACGACAUCCGAGCCAACCGCAGAGGCCCAUGCUCAGUCACCACUAACGGCUCCAUUAACUGAAACUGAAAUGCAGCGCCAGCAGGAGCAAAGAUCCGAGACCUAUUCUAUUCGGCAUGUUCAUUGGACGAACAGGACAGGCAUUUCCUGCGACUCACCAGUUCUCAUACAGAAUAAAAAUGGUCCAUGUCCUCUCUUAGCACUAGUGAACGCCCUUGUUCUACGUGCAGCAGGGCAAGAAGUCCAGCCACCCAUUGUACGGGCCUUACAGACUAGGGAGCAGAUCUCUCUAGGGUUGUUGAUAGAAGCAUUGUUUGACGAGCUUACGACAUGCUUGGGCCCGAACGAUGAGCUUCCGGACAUCGAGGCUCUCAGUCGCUUUUUGACUAUGCUACAUACCGGCAUGAAUGUCAAUCCACGACUCACAUUGGAGUCCGAAGAUAGCCUUGGCACUUUUCUUCAGACCGAUGUUAUCCGGUUGUAUAGUACAUUCGGCGUACCAUUGGUUCAUGGCUGGGUAGCCGCUCCAUCUACGGAAGACCAUGCAGCAUUGGACCGGGUAGCGCAGUUUUACGAGGAUAUCCAGCUUCUUCCCUUUCGUAUGCAGGAGCUCGAAGAUCGGGUCAUCCAAGGGGGCUCGCUUACGCCUCAGGAGGAACAAACUAUGCAAGAUAUACACACCAUCCAUGGCUUUACCGAUGUGAAAAAUGCAACUCAGUUGAGUCCCUUUGGCCUCGAUCAAUUGCUGGCAAAGUUGCAGCCGGGGUCACUGUCCAUUCUUUUCCGCAAUGACCAUUUCACAACGCUCUACAAACACCCACAGCUCAAUCGGUUAUUCACACUAGUCACCGACGCUGGCUAUGCCUCUCAUGCGGAAGUUGUGUGGGAGAGCCUUGUUGACGUAAAUGGAUCAAACACCAGUUACUACGCCGGAGACUUCCGCCCUGUCAGCCAUGAUGCUCCUAGGGCGUCUGAUCCCUCCGGUCCACGAACCUCAAGCAAUCCAAGAGACUCUCUACCAGCGCCUGCGGAACGGCAAAGUGCCAAUCUCACUCCUCAGGAGCAGGCGGACGCUGACUACGCUUACGCUCUGUCCCUGCAGUACCAGGAAGAGGAACAGCGAGAAAGCACUGCCAGCAAUGACAGAAAUCCGACCCAUCGCGCCUCCAUGUCCAAUGCCUCCACUGGUGUAUCACGCGAAUCAGCCUAUGCUCACAAUCGUUCAUCCAGUGGUGUUAACGUCAGCAGCACUGGCAGCGGAGGCACGUACGCGGCAGCUGCGCGAAACCAGCCGUCGCGACAAAGUCAGGGCUCAGGACGACGCUCGCAGACACGCUUUACAACUCAUCGUCCUGUGCACGACGAUGAGGUCCCGCCACCUUCUUACGAGCAGGCCGCCAGUAGUCCGAUCUAUCCGUCGCCUCAACGCAGCGCCGUUAACUCUACGGAAACGCCUUACCCACGAACCACGGCCGGAAGACGAUCCUAUGGGAACUCCAUCUCAGCAGGGUCUGCAGAGCGCCCCAAAGACCGGAAUAAGGAUUGCGUGGUCAUGUGAGAUCCUUCUUCGCAUUGACAAAUGCUAUCCAGACGACUUUGAAAUCUGCUCUCGCGAGUGGAAUUUGACCUCGGAUUCGAUGAUAAGAUCCUCUGCAAUGACUGAUGUUGUUAUGUAAUAUAUGAAUACCGCUUUGCUGUGAUUCUGCUAGAUGACUAGCACACUGCAGGCUUUGUGUUAU